AAUUUAAGUUGAAGAAAAUGUGGAAGUCCCCAAAUGGCACCAUCCGCAACAUCCUUGGAGGCACUGUGUUCAGAGAAGCUAUCAUCUGCAAGAACAUCCCCCGCCUUGUGCCUGGAUGGCAGAAGCCCAUCGUCAUUGGCCGUCAUGCACAUGCUGAUCAAUACAAAGCAGUGGAUUUUGUGGUACCCGGUGCAGGCAAACUUGAAAUCAGCUGGACCCCUGCCGCAGGUGGUGAUGCAAUCCACCACAUUAUUCACAAUUUUGAUGCAGCAGGAGUUGCUCUUGGCAUGUUCAACACAGAUGAGUCUAUCAGAGGAUUUGCUCAUGCGUCCAUGGUGUAUGCCCUUGACCGUAAAAUGCCCCUGUACAUGUCCACCAAGAACACCAUCCUCAAGAAAUAUGAUGGACGUUUCAAAGAUAUCUUCCAAGAGAUUUACGACAGUGAAUACAAGGGCAAGUUUGAAGCUGCAGGUAUCUGGUAUGAGCACCGCCUGAUUGAUGACAUGGUUGCGCAAGCUAUGAAGAGUGAGGGUGGCUUUGUGUGGGCCUGUAAGAAUUAUGAUGGAGAUGUGCAGUCAGACUCUGUUGCACAGGGCUUUGGAUCACUGGGCAUGAUGACCUCGGUACUGGUGUGCCCUGAUGGGAGAACUCUGGAGUCUGAGGCUGCCCACGGCACUGUCACACGCCACUACCGCCAGCACCAGCAAGGCAAAGAGACGUCCACAAACCCUAUUGCCUCCAUCUAUGCCUGGACACGAGGUCUGGCCCACCGUGCCAAGCUGGACAAUAAUGAACCCUUGUCCAAGUUCUGUGCAACGCUUGAACAGGUGUGCGUGGAAACCAUUGAGGGUGGAGACAUGACCAAGGACUUGGCCAUAUGUAUCAAGGGAAUGGCAAACAUCACCCGCAGUGACUACCUCAACACCUUUGAGUUCUUGGACAAGCUGGCUGAGAACUUGCAGAAGAAGAUCACUGCCUGACUAUCCUUGCAGGAACAGUCACAUCACACUGCCAGGCUCUAAACGCAACAAGACAUUCCCCAGCCCCUUUGUCUAAUAUUAAAAAUUGUGUCCCAGUGUCCCUGGGGGAUUUUUUUUUUAUUGAUUCUGGUGCUUUUAAAAAUAUUUUAAACCUGUAUUAGGGACCAGAUAAUAAAUUUAGUAAAUUUUAA
This is a messenger RNA of Penaeus vannamei (Pacific white shrimp), 1171 nucleotides long. The record is from RefSeq and is a predicted model, not a curated record. Lineage: Eukaryota; Metazoa; Arthropoda; Malacostraca; Decapoda; Penaeidae.